Molecule: messenger RNA, 5073 nt
Organism: Mytilus trossulus (common blue mussel)
Lineage: Eukaryota; Metazoa; Mollusca; Bivalvia; Mytilida; Mytilidae
Product: trifunctional purine biosynthetic protein adenosine-3-like
Exons: 21
Coding region: 110-3103 (997 amino acids)
Biological process (GO): 'de novo' IMP biosynthetic process; adenine biosynthetic process
Cellular component (GO): cytosol
Molecular function (GO): ATP binding; phosphoribosylglycinamide formyltransferase activity; phosphoribosylformylglycinamidine cyclo-ligase activity
Source: RefSeq, a predicted model, not a curated record
AAAUUUUAAACCGAGUAAGGUCAUUUUAGUAUUUCCGGUUCACGGUAAACACGUGUUUCAAGACAAUAACAUUGGCAUUGCACAGCACAUCUUGCUGAGCAAAUUAUAAAUGACAGAAACAGUUCUGGUGAUUGGUAGUGGAGGGAGGGAGCAUGUGUUGUCGUGGAAACUAUCAAAGUCACCAAAAGUCAGACAGGUUUAUGUUGCACCAGGAAAUGCAGGGACUUGUCAAGCCAAGAAAGUAGAAAAUGUUGAUUUAAAUGUGAAAGAUUUUAAUGCAGUUGUCAAAUUUUGUGAUGAUAAGAAAGUUUCGUUGGUUGUGGUUGGACCAGAAGAUCCAUUGGCUGCUGGGAUAGCAGAUACCCUGCAACAACAUGGUAUAUGUUGUUUUGGCCCAAGUGCUGCAGCUGCACAAAUUGAAGCCAGUAAAAGUUUCUCUAAAAAGUUCAUGGAGAGACAUAACAUACAGACUGCCAGAUUUCAAACAUUUACCUGUCCAGAUGCUGCUAUCAAACACAUUCAGAGUGCUACUUACAAAGCGUUAGUUAUAAAGGCCAGCGGAUUAUCAGCAGGGAAAGGUGUGGUGGUAGCACAGAACAGAGACCAAGCAUGCCAAGCUGUUACUGAUAUUCUGGUGAAUAAGAAAUAUGGACCUGCUGGAGAAGAGGUGGUAGUAGAAGAAUUUCUGGAAGGAGAAGAAGUUUCUGUUUUAGCAUUUUGUGAUGGGGAUACUGUUGCUCUGAUGCCACCAGCCCAAGACCAUAAACAGCUCAAUGAAGGGGACCAAGGAUCAAACACUGGAGGGAUGGGAGCUAUAUGUCCUUAUCCUCAGAUUUCAACACAAGAGUUACAAGUUAUAGAAAAAGAGAUAAUACUAAAAACAGUGGUUGGAUUAAAGUCAGAGGGCAAGACAUAUAAAGGGGCAUUGUAUGCAGGAUUGAUGUUAACAAAAGAUGGACCAAAAGUUUUAGAAUUUAAUUGUAGAUUUGGAGAUCCUGAAACACAGACCAUACUUCCUUUGUUGGAAUCUGAUUUGUAUGAUGUGUGCAAGUCUUGUGUUGAUGGGACAUUAAAACAACACCAACCUGUAUUCUCACAAGAUAAACAUGUGGCUGGAGUCGUUAUUGUUAGUGGUGGCUAUCCUGAAUCUUAUCCUAAAGGUUUAGCAAUUACAGGUAUAGAUGUUGCUGAGAAAACUGGUUUACAGAUAUUCCAUGCCGGUACCAGUUUAAAAGAUGGGUCUACAGUUACAAGUGGUGGACGAGUGUUGGCAGUAAUUGCUGUUGAUAGAACCCUGAAGACAGCUUGUGAGAGGGCCACAGACGGGGCCAAGUUUAUACAGUUUCAGAACAGUUUUUACAGAAGUGAUAUUGGAUUUAGGGUACUUACUAGAAAUCGUUUACAAGUUCAGAUGACAUACAGUGAUGCAGGAGUGAGCAUAGAAACUGGAAACAGUUUAGUUCAGGCCAUUAAACCUCUGGCUAAGUCCACCACAAGGACAGGGUGUGAUGCACUCAUAGGAGGAUUUGGUGCUUUGUUUGAUCUGAAGGCUGCAGGAUUUGUUGACCCAGUUUUGGUGUCUGGAACUGAUGGGGUUGGCACAAAAUUAAAAAUAGCUCAGGAAGUUGGUCGCCAUGACACUAUAGGGAUUGACCUUGUUGCUAUGUGUGUAAAUGACAUUCUGGCCCAUGGUGCUGAACCAUUGUUCUUCCUUGAUUACUUCUCUACUGGUCAUCUUAGUGUUGCCAUGGCAACAGAUGUCAUAACAGGCAUCUCUAAAGGAUGUAAAGAAGCUGGAUGUGCCCUUGCAGGUGGAGAGACUGCUGAAAUGCCUGGUAUGUACACAGGAAGUGAAUAUGAUCUGGCAGGAUUUGCUGUCGGAGCAGUUGAAAGGUCUUGUAUUAUACCACGUCUUGAUCAGAUUGUGACUGGAGAUGUUUUGAUUGGAUUACCAUCUAGUGGUCUCCAUAGUAAUGGGUUCAGUCUUGUGAGGAAGGUUAUAAAUAAACUGGAGAUGACCUAUGAUAUGCCUUGUCCUUUUCAAAGAGGAACUACAUUAGGAGAUGUAUUACUUACUCCUACCAAAAUAUAUGUGAAAGAGUUGUUGCCCUUGAUGAAGGAAAUGAAGGUCAAGGCCUUUGCUCACAUCACUGGAGGUGGACUUACAGAGAAUGUGGCAAGAGUUUUACCAUCAGACUUAGCAGCAUCAAUUGAUGCUAGUAAAUGGAAUAUACCCCCCGUGUUUGGUUGGCUUGCUGAUAAGGGUAAUAUAAAUGCCAGAGAAAUGAGUCGUACCUUUAAUUGUGGUAUUGGUGGUGUGUUAGUGGUAAAGUCAGAGGAAUCUACAAGUGUUUUAAACAGUCUUACAAGCAGUGGACUCCAGGCCAGUAUAAUAGGUGAAAUUGUCAAGAAAGAAGAUAAGUCAGUGACUGUACACAACUUAGUAGAAGGUCUAGAUAGAAGCUGGCCGAGGACACCUAUUCUGCUACAGAGGAAAAGGGUUGCAGUGCUCAUUUCUGGCUCUGGGACAAAUUUACAGGCUUUGAUUGACCAUACAACAGAACAGAAUAGUAAUAGCUCAGCUGAAAUUGUAUUAGUGAUCUCUAAUAAACCAAAUGUACAAGGUCUUACUAGGGCAGAAAAAGCUAGAAUCGCCACAAAGGUGAUAUCCCACAAAGAUUAUAAGAGCAGAGAUGAUUUUGAUGAAGCACUGCAUGCUACAUUGACGUCUGCUGGUAUUGAUAUUGUCUGCUUGGCAGGAUUUAUGAGAAUAUUAACAGGUGGUUUUGUGAGUAAGUGGCAUGGUAAAAUGUUGAAUAUUCACCCAUCUCUCCUUCCCUCAUUCAAGGGACAUAAUGCACAUGAGCAAGUGAUCAAAGCAAAUGUUCGGAUAUCUGGCUGCACAGUACAUUUUGUAGCAGAAGAAGUAGAUGGUGGUGCAAUCAUAGUACAAGAGUCAGUACCUGUUUAUUAUGGUGAUACUGAGGAGACAUUAGCUGACCGUGUCAAGACAGUAGAGCAUACAGCAUUCCCUAAGGCUUUAGAGUUAGUGGCUAGUGAGAAGGCUUUGCUGAAUUCUGAUGGAAUGAUCAGCUGGAGAUAAAUUUUCUGAAACCUUUUUUUAUAAAAUAAAAUUAACUAUGCAAAGUUGGGUAACACUUUCUGAUCAAGAUGAAAUCUUUAAAUAAAACUUGUCUAAAAUUAUUCUGAUGAUGAGGCUUAACAAUGUUAUAAUUAUAUAAAAUACACAAAGGAAUACGCUAAGACAAAUAUAUAUAUAUGUCUAUCCAUGCACAAGUAUAUGAAGCAUGGUUAAGUUUUCCUGUUCAGAUUGUUUUUGUCAGAUACUUAGUGAUACCAAUCAUGUUAAAUAGUGCAUGAGAAUGAAACAACUAUUGAAUCACUAUGACACAGUUUUCAUGCAUUAACAUUUUUUUGUCAGAUGAGGUUCAAUUCUUUAGAAGCCUUAUAAUAUUAUUGAUAUUCAAAUAUUGUUUAACUCUCUAUAAGUAAAAUAUCUAACAAAAAAAAUCAGAUUUGAGUCUACAUAUGACCUACAUUUCAUGCAUUUGUGUCUGGGUCUAUUAGGUCCCUAUUCCCUAUUUGCUCACUAUAUCAAUGAUAUUUUACCAUUUUAUUUAUGCCUGUAAGAUUUUGUUAAGUUUCACAUUUUAGGUCAAGGCCUUUUAUUAACAAAUCUUUACUUGGUACUAAGAAUAGAAAGUUAGUGUUUUUAACACUAAAUCCAGAAUUUUGAUUGUUAUAUUUGUGAUUCUUAAGUUUGAUAUUCCUACUCAAAAGUCUGAUGACCAUAAAGCCAGUUUUUUUCCCCCACAUACAUAUAUUCCACAUAAUGUUUACGUUUAUAGGUGGACUUGCAUACCAUACCGCCGCUUCAUUUUAUUCAAUAUCAAAGCCUUUCAGUCAUGAAGCUUUAAAAUUGUGAAUUGUAUAUUUACUUACAAAAAGUUGAAUGGAUUUUUUUUUUUACGUAUAUCCUAUGAUAUUAUUGUUGUCCAUUUUGGUUGUGCAUGAGUAGCCCUAGUAUCUUUUUUUGCCAUAUUUUACAAUGUUUAAUAUAUUUAGAAUUAAGACUGUUUCAUAAUUGUAACAUUGACUUAUAGGUUAUACAUUUGUAAUAUAUUUAUAAUGCUUGACAUUUUUUUCCUGCAUUUUUCACAGUUAUGAAUAAAUACAAUCUGUUCUUUUAUUUUAUAGUCUUUAUUUUUGUUUUUGUUCAUUACUUUCUAUUUUGAACCCCAAACCGAACCCUCAUAUGUUCAACUGUUAACAUUUACUAAAUAUGUAUAAUAUGUAUGCUGCAUUACUUUUUGAUAUAUUGUUUAGAAUGCUCUUAAAAAUACUCUAGAUCUAACAUGCUCACUGGUCCCUUUAAAACUGAAUAAAAUACUCGGUCAACUUUUACAAUUACUAUAACAUUCAUCAUCUUUUGUAAUGCUUUCAAUGUUUUUCAAAAUACGUUUGUUUCUUUUAUUUUAAUAAAACUGUAGCAACUUAUAAAAGUAUUUCAAGAAAAUUCUUAUUUUUGAGGGGCACAUUUUGAAUUUGCCAUUUUUAUUUUGGCAAAUAAUUUUUUGUUUGUCAGACAUAUUUGUUACAUUCUGGUAAAAAAGAAAUAAUCUAUUUAUUUCCAUGGGAAAAUCCCAUGUAGCUAUAUUCAAAUUAAUUAGUAAAGAUAUUUUUUUAGUUGCAGAUUUUUUCUGUUACAAUGCAACAAACACUGUAUGAGUGAGGACAUUUUCACUUAAGUUAAAAACAGUAAACAUGAACUUGCUUAGAGAAAUAUACAUUUAUAAUACUCAUGUUAAAUGCAUGUCAUCACCAUUAGAUCGUUUUUGUGUUUAACAUUUAUAUAAAUAAGAAGUGCCAUAAUUUAAAAUAUUGUUAAAAUACCUAGUGCUGUUGUAAUAUUCAGUAGUAUGUGCCAUUAUACAUUUAUGUAACCAUAGGAUCUCAGAUAUUUUGUUAUUUAAUUGGUGCCUUAUAACAUAUGAAUCUCUUUAUUCAAUAUUUUUACACUUUAUUUUGAGUUUAUAUUUCAAAAAAAUUUUG